Pelmatolapia mariae (spotted tilapia) is the source of this 4367-nucleotide messenger RNA. RefSeq names its product cyclin dependent kinase 10 (gene cdk10). Bases 597 to 1679 code for a protein of 360 amino acids. Gene Ontology annotation, biological process: protein phosphorylation; regulation of mitotic cell cycle. The transcript is spliced from 15 exons. Gene Ontology annotation, molecular function: cyclin-dependent protein serine/threonine kinase activity; ATP binding. Gene Ontology annotation, cellular component: nucleus. The record is from RefSeq and is a predicted model, not a curated record. Lineage: Eukaryota; Metazoa; Chordata; Actinopteri; Cichliformes; Cichlidae.
AUGACGGAGAAGAAAAGAAGCUGAUUAGCAAAGCCUCAUGGGUGCAGACUCUACGUAAUUACGCUUUAGUGCUUUAUGUGCUUUUGUGUAGACUCACUAAAUUGUAAGCAUCAUGUCUGUGGAUGUAGACGAACAGUGCCUCAGCUGAAUGAAGACUGAUGGGGUCUGGAGCAAGUCAGAGGCAAGAUUCAGUUUCAGAGAGCCCCCCCAGUUUAAAACCAAACACUGAGACAGAAUCGCCUGACUCCUCGCAGCGAACGCCCAUCAUACUCAUCACAGCUCCAUCACGGGACGACAUCUACGCCACGCCAUCCAAAAUCACGAUAGCCGAUGCCAUCAAAGAGCAGCGGCCUGGGUCUGCACCCUUCGUAGUGGGGAAGAAACUACCAACCAGACAGUAACUCCAAAUGUCUAUCACAAGAGUUUUCCAAAUAUGAAUUUUUCCGGAAUUGACAGGUCACAAACUCCGGGAAAGCUGUUGGUUGUCCUCCCGUUACCAAAACAAACCUCAAUGGCGGCUGAAUGAGGUGCUGCUGUUUGUAGAUGUGCUCUCUUCGGGACUUAUUUUAGUCCAAAAACUGCAUUUAAAUAAAACAAUGGACGCGGCUGGAGAGGACGAACCGGACCCCAUAAAGCUGAAGUCUCUUAAGGACAAUAAAACUUUCACAGUGCCUCAAAAUUACAGGUUUGGGAGCUGCAGAAGUGUCAGAGAGUUUGAGAAACUCAACCGAAUAGGAGAAGGAACAUACGGCAUUGUGUACCGUGCCCGCGACACCAAGUCAGAUGAGAUUGUUGCACUGAAAAAGGUGCGAAUGGACGCAGAGAAAGAUGGGGUCCCCAUCAGCAGCCUCAGAGAGAUCACACUGCUGCUGAGGCUGAGACAUCCCAACAUAGUGGAGCUGAAAGAGGUGGUUGUCGGCACUCAGCUAGAAAGCCUAUUUCUGGUGAUGAGUUACUGUGAACAAGAUCUGGCCAGUCUGCUGGAAAACAUGCAGACGCCAUUCUCAGAGGCGCAGGUUAAGUGCAUCGUUCUCCAGUUGCUUAGAGGUUUGGAGUAUCUCCACCACAACUUCAUUAUUCACAGAGACCUGAAGGUGUCUAAUCUGCUGAUGACAGACAAAGGCUGCGUAAAGAUUGCUGAUUUCGGUCUGGCCCGGAUGUACGGCAUUCCUCAGCAACCCAUGACACCACGAGUAGUUACGCUGUGGUAUAGAGCACCAGAGCUCCUCCUAGGGACGAAGACUCAGACUACGGCUCUGGACAUGUGGGCAGUGGGCUGUAUCCUGGCUGAGCUGCUAGCCCACAAACCUCUGCUGCCUGGAACCUCUGAGAUCCAGCAGGUCGACCUGAUCGUUCAGCUGCUGGGAACACCCAAUGAAAACAUCUGGCCGGGUUUCUCUCAGCUUCCCCUCAUCGGUCAGUACAGCCUGAGGAAGCAGCCGUACAACAACCUGAAGAACAAAUUCACCUGGCUGUCUGAUGCUGGACACAGACUGCUUAACCUGCUCUUCAUGUACAACCCCCAGCGCAGAGCUACUGCUAAAGAUUGCUUGGAGAGUUCGUACUUCAAAGAGAAACCUCUACCCUGCGAACCAGAGCUGAUGCCAACAUUCCCUCACCAUCGCAACAAGCGAGCGGCUCCUCCAGCAGAGAGCCACUCGAAGAGGAGUAAAGUGUGAAGAAACACUGGACUUACAGGCACACCUCUGGUGGGAAAAUGGCCACACUCAUGAAGAGCUUUUACUGUGGAGCUUUGAGCUAGUCCAAACCAGAAUCAGCUUCAGCACAGCUGUAGUGAAACAAAGUCAGACAAACUUAUUGCUGGACUGUUAAAAAAAAGGAACACAGCAAGCAGUCAAGAAAAGGCUGGAAGUACAACCUGCUGUGUGGAUCCAACGGUGUGGUCUGAGAGCACAGCACAUUCAUCAAAGAAAGAGAAACGGGCCCAUUUUAUAUUUUGUGUCUGAGUUACUGUUUCCAACGGCAAAUAAGAUGCUACAGUUACGAGAAGAGACUUCAUAUUUGCAAAUUCUACUCUCAUGGUUACAAGAAAAGCUUUGAUUAAAGUUAAAUAAAAAAUUUAAAAAAUAAUUUAAUUACUAAAAUAAAUUUCUCUUUAAAGUGGACGUUUUAGCCUAAUUUAUUUUUUUGUUUCUAGAGUAGCUUUGCAUGGUUCACAGUUCAAAAUCAUCCUUGUGUAUCCUCUCAGUUCAUCCUCUAUCAGAAACAAGCUGUUUUAAUUCCUCUGCCUUUUAACUCUUUCACCUGUAAAAACAUUUGACAACCUCCUCUGUACCGUUAAUGACACCUCAAUAUAUAUAAUAUAAGAUGUGGUGUGAGUAGCCUUAGUAAGCUAUAUAGGUGGCGAUCACCCUCAUUAACUUCUGAUUCACACCCAGCCCUUAAAAUAUGACAGAAAGCACUGAGUUCAGAAAAGAAAAACAAGUGUUUACCCCUAGUAGGCAACCAAGAGGGAAAGAGUUAAGGCAGCUGUCUUCUGAUUGGCUUUUCCUUCAUUAACAGACGGUCUGAAAAGCCGGCUGUGCCUUAGACGAACAUAUUGGGGAUAGUUCCUCUCUGACAUCAUAAAUGUCCCUGUUGAGAGCAGCUUGAAGCCUGAGCUUUUGGCAUAUUCUUAUUUAAAACUUUGACAAUGUUUAAUUUGAAUUUAAUAAAGUUUAAUAAACAUCUGGAACAGCAACAGUGUAUAAAAAUAUAAAAAUAAGGAUGACAGAAUAGCCAUUUAAUCCAUUCUGAUCUCAUGAAUAUGAGAACACUAUCUAAAAAUGACAAAAUAAUCCAUACAGUAUUAGCCACUAUUUUAUAUAUGCUCACAGACAGCAAUGGUCCUGUGAUGGGCAAAAACUGUCUUGUUAUAAUAAUGUCCUUUUGCUCACUGACAUCAAUAAUAUCCCUCACUCUAUCAAACCAAGGAGCUGCAUGUUGUGACUGUGUAACACUUCUGUCUUCUCAGAUAGUGGUGACCUUUUCUUGUAAUUAUGUGAUUAAGCAUGAGGCCUCGCUUUCCUUUUUUUUUCCAGCAGUGAAUGUAGUGCUAUAGUGUACACCCUGACACAUUACACAUCAGUCUCUGUGGAUGUGCUGUUAUAAUUAUCUCUGCAGCUCUGUGACCAGGAGCUUUGGGGUCUUUGCUUGAGUGCUGUCUACAGCUUUAUAGCCUCCAUGUUAUUCUUGUUGAUGAAUUUAGGAUUAAUUUAAGAAUAUCUGCCUUUAAAGUCUUUGAUGCACAAUAAAGAAGAUCUCAGGUUUGAUCCUCACAGCUGUCAGACAGUGUCCAAGUGUCCUUGAGUAAAAUAUUGAAUGCUUGAUUUUGCUUGAUAGACAUUAAGGAGCUCUGUGUUAGCACGCAGCACGGGCCAGCAGGGCCAAAACUGUGAUAUGAUGUAGCAACUGUACUGCUUGUCUUAGUAUGUGCAAUAAGCACAAAGUUUACCCCAUGUAGGCUGCUUUGUGCUAUUACAUACUUGGUGCCAUUUAACAUUAUACAUCAAUCACUUAAGCUGUGGAAUAAAUUGUAAAGCUAGUCAAAUAGCAUUUCCACUUAUAUGAAUUAUAGUUGGACUAUACUGACAAGUAAGAUAUGGUUAGCUAGCUAGCUGUAAUUUAGCUGUGAUACAGGACUCUGGUGAUGGUUGGUUGGUAAUAGUGGCUGAUGAAGUAAAAAGAAAAUAGACUGCCAAGUUACCUGAUCAGCCCUGAGUCACACCAAGGAAAACAGUGGGCUGGAGACCACCGCACAACCGUACACAGUGAACUUGCAACUAUUUCAAAAGUUGCUUCAAAGAUUGCGACCAAGAUGGUAACCACUCGCAGUCAGUCGCGUCUUCAAAGCGACUUCAUACGUCAAGAUGGCAAUAAAACAUCAAUAAUAAACUGCAGCAAACUGGUGGAAAUGGUGAAUCAUCUACAUACACAGAUUGCAUAGGUUGCCUCCCACAAGGCAAUCCAUGCAACCACUGCAAUCGAAAGUGGUUAUCCAGAGGUUCCUAGUCUUGUGAAAAAAUUCUGCACUAUUUUUAAUCUAGUGUGACUGAGCCAUUAAGACAGUGUUUUGCUUCAUGAAAUUUGUCAGUGCAUAUGAUGUUUGUUGUAUGGAGCUGAUUAGGACUGGACUUCAUUUCCAAGCUACUUUUAGCUAAUGAGGUGGUUGCUCUAGGUCUUUCCAGUCUUGUGAUUAUAGCUUGACAUUUGCUGUAUAGACGUGAGAUUGAUGUAAAUGUAAAAGGAAAGAGUUUUUAUCAAAAUCUUGAAGAUUUUCCUUAGAAGGAUCAGCUUAAAUGACUGCAGUAAAUGAACAGUGGCCUCAAAGUUGACUGUGUAAAUUUAAAUAAAAUCAGAAAACUGAC